CCCCACCCCCACACACAGAGAGGAAAAGGGAGUAGCAAGAAAUGGCAGAUCAAGAAAAUUUUGUUAGAGUUACAAGAUUGGCCAAGAAAAGAGCAGCAGAAGCAAUGGUUCAGCAUUUGCAACAACCCAACAAGAAGAGAGUUGUGUUGGGUGAGAUUCAAGAUUUGUCUAAUGAAGGUAUUAUCAAAUCUAGGAAGACUAUUAAGAGGAAGGUGAAAAGAUCUGUUACUGAGAAAGAUAAGGAAUUUGAUGUUGAUGUUAACUUGGAUGAUGAUCCUCAGAUGUGUGGUGCUUAUGCUUCUGAUAUUUAUGAUUAUCUUCAUCAAUUGGAGAUUGAGAAAAAGAGAAGACCAUUGCCUGAUUACCUUGAGAAGGUUCAGAAGGAUGUGAGUGCAAACAUGAGAGGGGUGUUGGUUGACUGGCUGGUCGAAGUUGCAGAGGAAUACAAGCUUCUAUCAGACACGUUGUAUCUUACUGUUUCACACAUUGACAGAUUCUUAUCAGUGAAUGUUAUCCCUAGGCAAAGGCUUCAGCUUUUGGGUGUUUCUUCUAUGCUCAUUGCUGCGAAGUAUGAGGAAAUCAAGCCUCCACAUGUCAAGGAUUUUUGUUACGUUACAGCCAAUACGUUUACGAAGAAAGAUGUUGUGAAGAUGGAGGCAAGUGUGCUACAAUCCCUCAAAUUUGAAAUGGGUAGUCCCACAGCCAAAACAUUUCUCCGGCGAUUUACUAGAGUUGCUCAAGAAGAUGUUAAAAACCCUGAUUUGCAGUUUGAGUUUCUCGGUUACUACCUAGCUGAAUUAAGUUUAUUGGAUUACAACUGCGUGAAAUUCCUGCCUUCUUUGGUAGCUGCUGCUGUGAUAUUCCUUUCAAGAUUCACAUUACAGCCAAAGUCACAUCCUUGGAGUCUGGCCCUUCAACGUUGCUCGGGAUAUAGAGCAGCAGAUUUGAAGGAAUGUGUUCUUAUCGUACAUGACUUGCAAUUAAGUAGAAGAGGAAGUGCUUUAGCAGCUGUGAGGGACAAAUACAAGCUGCAUAAGUUCAAAUGUGUGUCAACAUUGUCUUCUCCUCUCGAAAUACCGGAUUCAUUCUUUGAAGAUACUGUAUAAUGAUUGGAAAAAUUGGUAUGAGAUGUUACGAUGAUACCUGGAAGAGAUGGAUCUGCCUUCUUGAUGCUGGCUCAUGCUAUUUAAAGGACUUUAUUUUAGUAGAUAUGAUAUAAUC
Molecule: messenger RNA, 1221 nt
Organism: Solanum verrucosum
Lineage: Eukaryota; Viridiplantae; Streptophyta; Magnoliopsida; Solanales; Solanaceae
Product: G2/mitotic-specific cyclin C13-1-like
Exons: 7
Coding region: 42-1106 (354 amino acids)
Biological process (GO): regulation of cyclin-dependent protein serine/threonine kinase activity; mitotic cell cycle phase transition
Cellular component (GO): nucleus; cyclin-dependent protein kinase holoenzyme complex; cytoplasm
Molecular function (GO): cyclin-dependent protein serine/threonine kinase regulator activity
Source: RefSeq, a predicted model, not a curated record